AUGACAGAAUCCAAGAUCCCCACCGAUGAGGCAAUCAGUCGUACCUCCACUACUUCAACCCGACACGGUGAAACUAUCCAAACUCUCAAAAAAACUCUCGAAGCAUUCCCACUACCUGGCAACACUCAAUUUAACACGUUACGCGACGAAACUCAACAAGAAUUGCGAAACCUGGAAUCGAAACUAACUGCAGCAAUCGCGGCUAAAAGCGCCCUAUGGUCGGAAAUAUCCAGCAAUGUUCAAUCUCUUCACCAAGGACUCGCGGAACUCAAGCAGUUAUAUCAGUCUCGACCAACCAAUCCAUCUCGGCUCUCAUCAGAUCUUCAACACAAUUUUUUAGACAGUGACCACCACAAUGCUCAACCAACACAGGCAAUCCAUAACACCAUUGUUCCCCGCCCAUCUCGUCAUUUCCAACCUUUUCUGGAAAACCUACUGAUCGAUCACGACAGUUUUUAUUACGGGUGGUUGAAUACGCCCGAACCAUCAAUAAGUGGUCUACUGACACUUUACUUCAGGGAAUUUCUCAAUUUUUAA
Molecule: messenger RNA, 537 nt
Organism: Rotaria socialis
Lineage: Eukaryota; Metazoa; Rotifera; Eurotatoria; Philodinida; Philodinidae
Source: the annotation of a GenBank genome assembly